Malus domestica (apple) is the source of this 1631-nucleotide messenger RNA. Its product is annotated as protein EMBRYONIC FLOWER 1-like. NCBI's taxonomy places the organism in Eukaryota, Viridiplantae, Streptophyta, Magnoliopsida, Rosales, Rosaceae. The record is from RefSeq and is a predicted model, not a curated record. Gene Ontology annotation, biological process: shoot system development; negative regulation of DNA-templated transcription; negative regulation of flower development.
UCUCUCUCUCUCUCUCCUCCUACCCUCACUCUCUCUCUCUCUCUCUCUCUCUAUCUACAUUUUCGAAACCUCCUCUCUACUUUUUCUCUCUCUAGGGUUUUACGAUUGUUCGCACUCAAAUUCCACUCACCCAGCUUCGCAUCUCAGCUGAAAAAUCGCCUCCCGAUCUUCCCCCUCUACCGCUCUAUCCGCCAGUGUCAUUUUCCGGACGCGCCGUGGAGAAUCGGGAGCUGAGCUUCUUACGACGUCGUUUCCGGUGGUUGUCGAUUUGCCUUGAGGUUUCAGGAAGUACUAUAUUAAGAACACUGAUCUGGAUAGAUGCUAUAACAUGGAGAAGGGUCUUCUGAUCGACAAUAAUCAUAAGAGGAAUGGUCCUAUUAUUGCUUCCAAGAUGGUGGGAUCAUUUGUUAAAAUUGAUUCAAUAUCUAUAGAUCUUCCUGAUGCUAAUGACAAGGGUAGCAGCCAUGUGGGAAACUGCGAGCAUUUCAGUAUACGUGGUUAUGUAGCUGAAGUUCGCAAAAAGAAUUGGAAGCUUUGUUGUCCAUUUCCUCUGGAUGGUGAGUUGGACAAGUUUGAUCAGGAGCCAACAUCCUUGCUUCCUCCUUUGGAUCCUCCAAAAUUCAGAAGGUGGUCUUGCCAGAAUUGCGUGCUGGAAACUGGUUCUGAGAGUAUUGCAAGAGAUCAUGGUACAGACAUUCGUAUUGGAUCUGAUUCCAAUAACAAGUGUGCUCAGGUCCCACACCACAGUGAUGCUCCACUGCUUCUGUUAGAUUCUGAACAAGGUUCAAUUUCAAAAACUGUUGAUGGAAAAAGAGUUGAAGUUUAUGUUUCUGUUGAUGGAAUUGGCAAUAAGCAACAUCCUUCGUCAUCUCCCUUUGAUAAGAAAGAAGGGAGGCAUGAAGUUGCACCCACUGCCAUCACAGUGAAUAAGAAUGUCUUAGAUGAUUAUGCGAGUCAUGAAAUGCCGAGACUCAAUUCUGUUGAGGCAGAAGUUGACCCAAAAAGGACGCAGGAGAGACAUAAAGCAGAAGCAGUAAAUUUGGAGGGCAAUGGAUCUGUUGAAAUCUGGAAAUCAGGAUGUGAAAGUCGUGAUGAUACCAACAUUAAGCUCCAUUUCUCAAACAACAAAUUAUUCUGGAAUAAGAACCUCACCCAGACUAGUGAAGCCGAGCGCCGACCUUCUGCAGAAGAAAAUCACAAGGAGUCAAUGAAUGCCUCUGGGACAUGUAAGAUAGUCGGAACUGUUGACAGGGCAGGUGAUGCUACCAAAGGCCAGACCAACAUUAAUCAUCCUCUGCAUGAGUGUGAUUCUGCAUCUUCUGAAAAUCUUGAUAAGUCAAGUAGUUUGAAUCGUAAGAAAGGUAGGAAGGUGCGUGUGCGUCUGCUGAGUGAGUUGGGUGAUGCAAAGCCUGAUUUCUUCAGGACGGAAGAUUCUCCAUCCAACAGAAUUAGUAAUACAUCUGGGGCAGGAACUGUUUCCCAAGGCCAGGUGUCUGUCCAAGAAAGUGCUAUAGUGGAUCUUGUGAGAAUAACAAAAGGAAAUUGCCUGAGGAAGAGGAACAGAGAAGCCAAGGGACGAGCCUUCCAAAAAGUUUGAAUAGAAAAGUUAAGACUUCCAAGCGAGAUGAAGA